UCAUCUUCUUCGUCUUUGUUUGUCUCUGUUUUCUCUCACACCCUCUCCCUUUCGAGGGGUUUUUUCUUUUCCCUUUUUUUUCUUUUUUUUUUUCCUUUUUGUUUUCUCUCUUUUUUUUUUUGUUUGUCUUAUAUUUUGUGUUUUCAACUUUGAUUUGUUCCGUUUCCUUUUUUUUUGUUCUUCCCUUUUGUUAUUAUCCUUUCAUCAUCGUCUUCAAACCCUAACCCUAGGAAUCGAAGAUGCAGCAACACAGGUUGAGACAGCAUGCUAUGAUGCAGCACUCUCUCUACCACCACCCUGCUCUCCUAACUCCUCCACAGAUUGAGCCUAUCUUGAGUGGAAAUCUGCCUCCUGGCUUUGAUUCAAGUUCAUGCCGCAGUGUCUAUGUUGGCAACAUUCAUCCUCAGGUUUCAGAAUCCCUUCUUCAAGAGCUUUUUUCAAGUGCAGGCGCACUUGAAGGAUGCAAGCUCAUUAGGAAAGAUAAGUCGUCCUAUGGCUUUGUUGAUUACUUUGAUCGCAGUGCAGCUGCAUUUGCAAUUGUAACUCUCAACGGAAGGCACAUCUUUGGCCAGCCUAUUAAGGUUAACUGGGCUUAUGCUAGCAGCCAGAGAGAGGAUACUUCAGGUCAUUUUAAUAUUUUUGUUGGUGACCUUAGCCCUGAGGUUACAGAUGCAACCUUGUUUGCUUGCUUCUCUGUGUAUCCCACUUGUUCAGAUGCGAAGGUAAUGUGGGAUCAGAAAACAGGGCGGUCCAGGGGAUUUGGCUUUGUUUCUUUUCGAAAUCAGCAGGAUGCCCAAAGUGCCAUAAAUGAUUUAACUGGUAAGUGGCUUGGAAGUAGACAGAUACGUUGUAACUGGGCCACUAAAGGGGCUAACAGCAAUGAUGAAAAGCAGAGUUCGGAUUCUAAAAGUGUUGUGGAGUUAACUAAUGGAACAUCGGAAGAAGCGCAGCAAGUAACCAGUGAUGAUGCACCAGAGAAGAAUCCUCAAUAUACCACUGUUUAUGUUGGCAAUCUCGCUCCAGAGGUUACAUCUGUUGAUCUUCAUCACCAUUUUCAUGCCCUUGGUGUUGGAAUUAUUGAAGAUGUUAGGGUGCAACGAGACAAAGGUUUUGGAUUUGUGAGAUACAGUACACAUGAUGAAGCAGCUCUUGCUAUCCAGAUGGGUAAUGCUCGGAUUCUGUUUGGCAAACCUGUCAAGUGUUCAUGGGGUAGCAAGCCCACUCCUCCUGGAACAGCCUCUACUCCUCUUCCCCUACCUAGUACUGCACAUGUGCCUGGCUUUUCUCCUGUGGGACUUGCAGCGUAUGAACGUCAAAUGGCUCUGAGCAAGAUGGGUGGUGCGCAUGCGGCGCUUAUGCAUCAGCAGAAUCAGCAUGCUGCCAUGAAGCAGGCAGCCAUGGGAAUGGGUGCUCCUAACCAGCACCUUAUGUACUAUCAGUAAAUUGUGUUAUGCAACUCCCCUAGUUAAAGAAGGGA
Arachis duranensis is the source of this 1477-nucleotide messenger RNA. RefSeq names its product oligouridylate-binding protein 1. The transcript is spliced from 12 exons. Lineage: Eukaryota; Viridiplantae; Streptophyta; Magnoliopsida; Fabales; Fabaceae. The record is from RefSeq and is a predicted model, not a curated record. Gene Ontology annotation, molecular function: mRNA binding. Bases 240 to 1442 code for a protein of 400 amino acids.